Messenger RNA from Chlamydomonas reinhardtii, 9785 nucleotides. RefSeq lists its product as uncharacterized. The record is from RefSeq and is a predicted model, not a curated record. NCBI's taxonomy places the organism in Eukaryota, Viridiplantae, Chlorophyta, Chlorophyceae, Chlamydomonadales, Chlamydomonadaceae. The transcript has 43 exons. The coding region runs from base 554 to 8569 and encodes 2671 amino acids.
CAUGCAUCGGCACAGCAGCAACCGUGCUAGUCUUUUAUGCUGUGGGGCGCUGUAUACUCCUGGCGCUUGUUUGGUGUGACUAUUCUCAUUUUGCUUACUCGCUCCGUGGUGCCAACACAGCUGGCAUUCACAUUGCGCAUGCAACAACUGCAUUCACACGGAUCCGAUUUCGAAUCAAAGGGUGAGCUAUCCAUGUGGUUCGGGAAGCCGAGUGAGGCUGCAUCGGCGCGCGACGUGGCUUGACAACGCCGCAGAAGCCAGGCGAAACGCCACAGCUCGCGCGCACACUUUGCACUGGAAAGCAUAAGCGCGCGCCUAGAGUCACCCCCGUGGCUCACUGUGUCUGACCCCGCAACCCGGCGCGUUACUGCGCCACCCCCUACAGGUUACUCCCGCCGGUUUCGCGGUCGUGAGAAUCAUACGUGACGGAAUCGCCAUACGCAACGCCACAGUGUGCACUCACGCUGCUCGAGCCUGGGGACCUGUCCACCAGGAGUCCAGGACCAGCAGCAGGGCAACGGGCAACCCACCGGCACAGUCCGUACGUAGCGCCAUGCGCGCCUUGAGGCAUUCAGCCGCCCCCGGGGCAUCGUGGCGGCCACGCACUUCGUCCAUCUGCUGUGCCCUUCUAGCUGCGCUGGCCCUCCACGUUUCGACAAGACAACUUGCAGCCGCCCAGAGCUUCAUCCGGCUGGCGGGCGGCGGCGAAUGCCUGCAAGCCGCACCGGUCCGGCGGGAGCUGGUGGGCGUGCGGGCCUGCAACACGUCCGAGCCGGACCAAGUCUUCGUGCUGAAGGCCGCAGAAGGUGGCACCGCCGGCGUGUACCUCAUCAUGCACGCGCAGCAGCCUGGGUUCACAAUGGACUUUUACGUGACGAACAACACGGUGGGCAUGUGGAGCCUGCGCAACAGCACCAACCAGCAGUGGCUGCUCAGCGAGGAGGCCGUGGCGGCCGGCGGCGGUGGCACCGCCCUCCAGACCGCGCGCUACCCCGACUCCCCAAACUGCGUGGAGCCCGCGCCGGCGGCAGAGGGGCAGCCCGACCUGCGACUGGCGCCGUGUGACCGCAGCGACAGCCAGCUGUUCUUCCUGGUGGCGCCGGAGGAUAUGGCCGGAUGGCAGAUGCCAGCCUCGCCGCCGCCUGCUCCGCCGCCGGCCUGCCCCCAGGUCCCCGGCUACACAUUGUCUGCUGGAUUCGAUCAGUUCGCCUCUGAUCUGGGUCAGGCGCGAUUCGACAACUAUGGCGGUGUCAACCUGUUGGAUGCCGCCAAGGCCUGUGAUGCCCUGUGUGAGUGUGUUGCGCUGAACACGGACGGCUCCAUGAAGCGCGCGUCGGACAACCUGGUUGACAAGCGGGCUGAGGAGGACCGGUGCUGGGGCCUGUACGUGCGCACGAGCAAUGCCAAUCGCACCUGCGCCCCCAUCAAGGUCAAGCCCACCGAGCCUGUGCUGCCUGACCGGCACAUGGGCUGUGUGUACGACACCAUCCCCCGCGUCAUGGACUACAUCAUGUCGGACGAGGGGCUCAUGACGAGGCGGCUGUGCGCCCUCCUGGCGCGCUCCAAGGGCUACAAGUACUAUGGACUGGAGUACGGCCAGGAGUGCUACGGCAGCGACCAAGACGAGUCCGCAAUCCGGCGCGUGGGCGGGUCGUACGAGUGCUGGCGGCCCUGCACCGGCGACGGCGCGGAGGGCUGCGGCGGCGGCUGGUCCAUUGACCUGUACCUCGUGGAUGGGGACAAGUACCUGCCCGCGGCGCCGCCCGCCGCGCCGCUGCCGGCGUGCCCCCAGGUGCCCGGCUACACCUUCCAGCGCUUCACGGACCAGUUCGGCGGCGACAUCAUCCAGACCGGGAGCAACCUUGCCGACAUGGCCAAGGUGUGCGACAAGCUCUGCGCCUGUGUGGCAUUUCACUCGGGAGGCUACCUGAAGAGCCGGUCGGACAACCUGGUGGCUCUGAAGCAGGGCGCCGACCUGUGCGUCGGGCUGUACGUGCGGGACGUCGCGCCAAGCGCGACGCGCCUUUGCGAGACCCACACUGGUGCGCCCUUUGCUGAGGACGGCCCGCUGGGCUGCAUCUGGGACACGCUGCCUCGCGUGAUGCCUGUGCGGCUGGCCAACGACCCCGCCCGCAUGUCGCGGCGCCUGUGCAGCCUGCUGGCACGGAGCCUGGGUUUCAAGUACUACGGCCUGGAGUACGGCCAGGAGUGCUACGGCAGCAAUGACACCCUCGCCACCAUCACGGCAAGGGGCCGGUCGUACUUCUGUGACCGGCCCUGUGUGGCCGACGGCACAGAUGGCUGCGGCGGCGGCUGGUCCAUCAGCCUGUACGAGGUCGAUGGACUAAAGAACUUGAACAGCCCACCGCCCUCCCCUCCGUCGCCACCGCCACGGCCGCCGAGGCCGCCCACGCCGCCGAGUCGUGACCUGUCGUACAGCAGUUGGUUCUGCGGCACCCAGGGCCAGCAGUACGAAAUGGUGAGCGAUGAGGAGCUGGCCCGGCACUACCGGCUGCAGGGCGUGCGGGCCCGGUACGGCCUGGUGCUGCAGGAGGUGCAGUCGGUGUUCGACGACGGCGCCGAGGAGGGACCCGUGCACGGUGGGUACGGUUCGGGACCCACCACGUUCACCAGCGUCGCGCCGCGCUGGGACAGCGAGCGCGUCGUGGCUGUGAGGGCCUGCUGCGCCACCGGCGGCGCGUGGGGCAACGGCGUGCAGGCCAUCAGCCUGUACAGGGCCAACGGCCGCGAGGAUGCCGUUGGCGACCCCAAGUGGUGCUUCGGCUUCCAGGACUGGCAGUUUGUGCCCGAGGGCUUCGAGUUCAACGGCUUUGCCACGAUGCAGGCCAUCGGCAUUCCGGGCACCGUGUGGGUUUCCCGAGUGGCGUUUGUGUACACCGCUAUCCCGGGCUUCUACCGGCCGCCCUCGCCCCCGCCGCCGCCCUCUCCUUCCCCGCCUGUUCCUCCGAGCCCGCCCAAGCCCGCCUAUCCUCAGAGCACCCUGCGGACCGUGCGCAGCCGAGACUCCGGCCUCGGCCUGUACCUAACCGCCGCCUCCGCCGCCGCUGGCGCGGCUGUGGGCUACCAGACCGCGCUGCUGGGGUCUGCGGCGGCUGGCGGCGCCGCUUGGCCCGCCGACACGCAGCUGUGGGAUGUGGAGCCGGCGCCCGGGCAGCAGGACCCGGAGAACAUCAAGUACAACCUGAUGCUCAAGUCCCCGAGCAACGGCACCGUGCGGCUGUGCCUGACUAUGAAGCCCGAGUCCGAGCCCUACCUGGACACCUGCGCCUCCAACAGCACCUUCCAGCGUGUCACCCUGUCCCCCGGCGACGGCGUAGCCAACACCGACUUCGGCGCCCCCGUGGGCUGGAUCGAGCGUGUGGUGCUGGGCGACCGGGCCCGCGGCGAGGACCAGUACGGCUGCCUGCGCAUGCCGCAGACGCCGGAGGCGGGCAGCCGCGCCUUCAGCAGGGCUGUGACGUGGCAGGGCUGGUGUGGCACGCUGCUGGAGCAGAUCUACGUGGAGCAGAUGUCGGUGGACAUGGCAGUGUUCGAUGAGAGCAGCCGGCCGCCGGAGCUUCUUGCUAGCCCACCUCCGCCUGCCAGCGUCAUCCCCAACGCCACCAUGCCAACCGCCGCCCCGCCCACCGCCCCUCCGCCUCCCUCCAUCUCAUCGGUCGUGCCAAUUACGCUGCGCAGCCGCGCCAACGGUCUCGGGCUGUACCUGACCGCCGUCAGCGCCACAGCGGGCUCCAGCGUGGGAUUUGGGCCCGGCAUGGACUUGACGGCGCAGCUGCUGGCCGGCGGCAACGCAGCGGUGGCCGCGGAGCCAUCCGCCAAGCAGCUGUGGGUGCUUGAGAAGUCCGACCUGCAGCCCUCCAGCGGCAAGCCAGGGCACCUGCUGGUGUUGUGGGCCACCGCCUUCGCAGCCGAGCGCCUGUGCCUGGCGCUGCGGCCCGACGCCGCCGCGCCGGCGCCUUCGCUGGCGCCCUGCUCGCGCAACGCCUCCUUGCAGCUUGUGACGUUUGAGGCCGGCGCCGCUCGUGCCGUUGUAUCCUCCGAUGCCGGCAGCUGGGUGGGGCAUCUGCAGCUGGGAGCGGGAGCUGGCGCCACCAGUGGAGCGGCCUUUGGCUGCCUGGCGCCUUUCUGGAAGGGUGCCUACGAACCGGAACGUAUCAACGCUGUGUCGGCGCUCGCCAGUGCGUGUGGCGUCAGCAGCAGCGCGCAACAGAACAUCAGCGCCGUCGCGUUCGAUGUGAACCCGUACGUCAACGCCGCGGCGCAAGGCGCUCAAAGCGCGGCGCUGCCCGUGACCUCGUCCGACUUCUUCUGCGGCUAUAACACCGGCUCGGCACCCUACCAGUACCAGACCGCCACUGAUGAGCCUGUGGCGGCCGAAGGCUAUCAGCUCAGCGGUGUGCGCAGCCGCGGCGGCGCCCUUCUGGAGGAGCUGCAGAGCCUGUUUGUCGCGGACGGCGCGGCGGGGCUGAAGACCGGCCCCGUUCACGGCGGCUACGUGUCCACCUCGUCCAGCGCCCUCACUAACCUGGGCGGCGACGCCGGCGCGCACGUGACCGAGGUCAGCGCCUGCUGCACGGGCGGCUCCUGGAGCAAUGGCGUGCAGGCGGUGCGGCUGCGCACCGCGGGCGGCCGCCUGAUCUACCUGGGCAGCCCCACCAGUUGCAAUCAGCCGCAGCCCUGGGUACCUGUGCCUGAGGGCAGCACCUUUGCGGGCGUGGCUACUCAGUACACACCUAGCGCCGCGGGCACCACAUACCCGCAGCGCAUUGCUUUCCUGUUUGCCAGCGCGAUGUUGCAGCCACUGGCCGCCCCGCCGCCCUCCACAGUGGUGCCCUCGCCGCCAGGGUUGGCGCCCGUGUACAUGCCAAACCGCCCGCCUCCCUCCUACGGCGGAUACGGCGGCUACGGCGGGUAUGGCGGCGCCAGCCCUAUGCCGUCCGGGCCUGCGCCUUACCCUGGUCACGUGAGCGCGCCGCCGCCCGUGUACCCGUCCCCGCCGCCACCUGUGCAGCCCCCCUCUCCUCCCCUGCCCCCGCCCGGCCCGCCCGGUAGCGGGUGCCCCGCCAUCCCUGGCUACACGUACGUGCCAGCGGCGUCCGUGGACGGGAAGCUCAUUCAGAUGGCAUAUGUUAUUUCGUAUGAGAACAUGCUGGUGCUUGCGAAGGCGUGCGACAGCCUGUGCGAGUGUGUCGGGUUCAAGGGCGCUUCGCCUGCCUACGCGACCGCCGGCACUCUGUACACACAGCGGGUCAGCGGGGCGCAGUGGAGCGACGACGACCUGGACUGCAGGGCGGGCGCCUACGUGCGUAACGACACGGAGCGCGCGCCUGGCACCUGCGAGCCGCUCAAGGGCGGCACGCUGCCGGACCGGCCCGAGGGCUGCUUCAAGGACAUGUCUCGGUACUCGCAGCUCAUGGACAAGGUCCUGGCCUCUGAUGACAGCCGCAUGACGCCGCGACUGUGCGGCCUGCUGGCGCGAGCGGCAGGCUACGCGCACUUCUCCCUGACUGAGGGCAGCCGCUGUUUUGGCACCAACGCCAACAUCAGCGCCAUCACCCGGUACGGCGCCGCCAGCACGCCGGACUGCAGCGCGCCUUGCACCGGCGACAUCGCCGCAGUGUGCGGCAGUAUCUACUACGAGUACAUGUUCACGCGCUUCUUCAACCUGUGGACCGUAAAUGGCACCGUCAACGAGCCGGUGUACCCGCCGCCGGGAACACCGCCCCCCGCGUCGCCCACCGCCUGCCCCGCGGCCCCCGGCUACACCUUCACGCGCGUGUACCAGUACCCCAGCUACCUCGCGAACCUGGGCCCGCGUGUCGCGGGACUUGACAUCAACGACUUCUCAGACGCGGCCGCAAUCUGUGACAGGACUUGCGAAUGUGAGGGAUUCGACCACGUGGGGAUGCUGCAGUGGAAGCUGUCAUCACAGACCACUGCCUUCCCGGUGGAUGACCCCUCGUCUACUUGCCAGGGCACCUACGUGCGCAACAACGCCAAGGCCCGGUCAACGUGCGAGAGCCUCAAGGCGCUGGACCAGCCCUUUGGCGACGUGCCGCUGGGCUGCUUCCGAGACGUGUACUACAGCCAGGCGACGGUCAUGGGCGGCAUGUACGUGCAGGACUACCAGAAGAUGUCGCCGCGGGAGUGCAGCGUCAUGGCGCGUGCGCAGGGCCACCGCUACUUUGCGCUCAAGCGCGGCUCCACCUGCCUGCUGCCCAGCGGCCCCGCGGUGGGCGCCGGCGUUGACAUUCUGACGCAGAACGGCCCCAGCUCGGAGUGCAGCUAUCCCUGCCCCGGCGACUCAUCGCAGCUGUGCGGCGGAUUUUAUGAGUUCAACCUGUGGUCUGUGGACUACUCGGUCCGGUCGCCCUCUCCGCCCCCGCCGUCUCCCGCGCCUUCGAACCCAGCUGUGCCUCCCGAGCUGCCGCCCGCGCCUCCCUCGCCUGAGCCAGCCACCCCGCCCUCGUCGCCCCCAAUGCCGCCUCCCUCGCCUCCGGCCCCGCCGCUGAGCCCCCCCGGCAGCCGUUGCCCCUCCAUUCCCGGUUACCGCUACGUGCCGUUUUCUUCCAUGUCGGUCCAAAUCGUGCGUGCGUCGUACGGAUUCGCGUACGAGAGCAUGUUAGUCGUCGCCAAGGCAUGUGACAGCGUUUGUGAGUGUGCGGGUUUCGGCGGCUGGGGCUACGCCGGCCCGUCCGGGGUCAUGUUUACGACCUUCACUGAGGGUGCGGAGUGGACGGCUGACGACGAAGCGUGCAGUUCGGGCGCCUACGUGCGGACCGCUGGGGAACGCGCGCCGGGCACCUGCGAGCCGCUCGAGGGCGGCGCGCUGCCGGACCGGCCCGAGGGCUGCUUCCGCGACGGCACGCCCUACGGCACGCUUAUGGACAAGAACCUGGUCUCGGACUCGGCGGCCAUGACCCCCCGACUGUGCGGCCUGGUGGCGCGCGCUGCAGGCUACAAGUACUUCUCGCUGAGCAGCGGCGGCACCUGCGAGGGCAGCAACGCGGAGGAUGUGUCGGUCCUGACGCGGUACGGCGCCGGCUCGGCCGCGGACUGCCGCUCGCGCUGCACCGGCGACAGCUCCAAGUGGUGCGGCGGGUCCGUGGCGGGCGGGCGCUUCUUCAACCUGUACCGGGUCGGCGCAGGAGCUUCUGGCGAACCGCCCAUCACGCCUCCCACCGCGCCGCCCCCCUCGCCGCCGCCGAGGUCGCCGCCGCCACCCCUGGUGUGCCCCGACGUCCCCGGCUACGCCUUCAUCCGUGUGGACAGCUGGGACGCUGAUCUUGGCGUCCAGAUGAGCACGCUCAACGCCACCGACUUUGGCAUCGCCUGUGAUGGGAUCUGCGAGUGCCAGGCGUUCUCGAACUACGGGUACCUCAGGCAGUCGGUUGGAAGCCAGAUCCCGCUGGGUGCGGGCAGCCCGCCCUGCAAUGGCCUGUACGUGCGCAACACGACACGCAGCGCCGCAUGCGAGAGCCUGCAGCCGCCUUCUGCGGGGGCGGUGUCGCCGUUAACCGACAAACACCUGGGCUGCUUCAAAGACGACUACGUGUCCGUGAUGGGGAUCGGCUCCUUCGCGUAUGGCUUUACCACCAUGACUCCGCGCGUAUGCAGCCUCUUGGCGCGCUCCGGAGGCUACAAGUACUAUGGCCUGAAGAAUGGCUACGAGUGCGUAGUGCCGCGCAAUUUUGCCGCUGGCGCCGACGCCGAUGCCCUCACGCGCCUGGGCCCCAGCACCGGCUGCAUCCGGCCCUGCCCCGGCGACGACUCCGCCAUGUGCGGCGGCGGUCUGCUGAACGUCAACAUCUGGGAGGUCGACUACACAGUCCGCCGCCCAUCAUCUCCAUCACCUGCGGCCCCGCCGCCGUCACCGGAGCCCCCGUCCCCCGAGCUGCCGCCCUCUCCACCUGCGGUCCCGCCGCCACCAGCUGUGACCUGCCCGCAAGUGCCCGGCUAUCGCCUUGAGCGCAUGCAAGCCGAUCCCGCGGCUGCGUUCGUCACCUUCUACACAACCAAGGACCUAGCAACCCUGGUCAAGAGCUGCAAUGCGAUGUGUGAUUGCGUCGGUGUCAGUACCCAGGCAUCUCUCAUGAGCAGUGUGUCUGGGCUGUUCGAUCCCGGCGCUUCGUACCCUUGGAGCGGCUCCAUCGCGUCCUCGCCAGAGUGCAAUGGCGUGUACGUGAAAGAGGCGUCCGCGGCUGCGGGAUGCGCUCCGCUCCGAGCGACCGACGCCGGCGCCACCCCGCUGCCGGACACCGCACUGGGCUGCUACCGGGAGAACACCGCAAGCCCGCUGCUCACCAGUUAUGCCACCUCGGCCACGCUCAAUUCUCCUCGUCUCUGCGGCCUGCUUGCGCGUGCGGCAGGAUACCAGUUCUUUGCGGUCCGCGGCUCCAGCUGCCAGGUCAGCAACUCGGCACAGAGCACGCUGACGGCGCUGGGCACGUCGACCACCUGUACGGCCGCAUGCGCCGGCGACUCGGCUGCCAAGUGCGGCGCAAGAACGCCGCCGGUGUCGUUUAACCUGUACCGCGUGGGCGCGUAAAUGGCAAGCGACGUGCGGCUAUGCGCCCUGUCAACAUGCAUCCAAAUGCGCGCGCAUAUUGACGCCAUCGCCAUCAGGGGAUCCCCCCCUGAUCGCCAUUGAUAUGCAAGGGACUGUAUUCACGGUGACCUCUUAAAGUUACCUGUCCAGCAGGGAUUGCACUAGCGUAUUUGUUUUGUGUGCCUGACACGGCAGACCGCUUGAUGUGCCCUCUAGUCUUUGAAAGAUUGGGUGGUCCGAAGCAUGAGGAUGUUACGGAUGGGAUAGUCUGUGGGAGGGCUUGGGGAUUGAUCAGCCUUUAUGUACAUUACGUGACGCCGUGAAGGCAAGCAUACUCUUUCAUCUAGCACUGGGGUCGGCAGGAUUGGCAGGAUGAUCGUGGUUUCCGCAUUCCCCGCACUUUGAUGGCAGGAAUGCAAGGGAAUGCAGGCGUGCAGGAUUGUGCAUUUGUGUGCAUGCUUGUGCGUCCGCAGUGAAAGCAGGCGGUUAGAGAGCGAUCGAGUGCCAUGGCGAAUGUAUUCAUCAAUUGUUCAGGCCUUCUGUGCUGCCGAGAUGUUGUUUACAGUCCUCCGGAAUCCGGAUGGUUGGGCCUUCCUGGGUCUUUCUCUGGCCCGGGCCCAACCCGCGGGAUAGCGACCUGAUCUGCUCUUAAGCAGGCAUACCGGUAUGUUGUGACGUUAGCAUUCAUGGGGCGGCACAAGUACUGCAGUUGGCUAUUGUUGAAUGCGGCACUCCAUACUGUAUGCAGCGACACACCCACACAUCUAUGCAUGCCAUGCACGGUUGGAUGUCGCUACGAAUACAUGCAACUGCAGACUAGUCUUUGACGACCCCUUUUAAGACGUGCGCAUUGCAAAGCCUGGCUGGGCAUGCCCCAAACCUGCAUAGAUCUAUCCUUGCCCUCGGUCGUUUCAUGGCCAGCAUGCAUGACUGGGGAUUGUGCACAAAUGACGCAGGGGGGGGGGGGGGUAAGAAUGCCGCAGACAUACCCCACCCUUCAAAUUGAAAGAGCUUGACGAGAGCGUUCAGAAUCCGCUUUCAGAAAUUUGAUCAGGGUAGUAAUUGCGGAGAUAUGGGCCCCCAAAGUUCAGGGUCGGUCGUCGGUCCCCACGGUCCCCAAGGUUUCGUCACGGUGUGCCGGAAACUUUCGUCUGGGCCUCAUAAGACAGCCGGGCAAGCCCAGACCGUUGCCCAAAGCGUGUAAUGGAUGCUUUUU